Molecule: messenger RNA, 261 nt
Organism: Racocetra persica
Lineage: Eukaryota; Fungi; Glomeromycota; Glomeromycetes; Diversisporales; Gigasporaceae
Source: the annotation of a GenBank genome assembly
GACAUGCUCAAUGUAAUUACUGUGAUCAUAAAUGUAAUGAAUUAGUAGUAAGAUAUAAAGGAUAUUUAAAAGUAUAUACUCAUGCUGAGUUAGAAACUAAACAACAAUAUUUUGGAUCUACAUUUCAAGAAUUUGUAAAAAGAAAUCCAGUGAUAAUCAUAAAUAGGCAACAAAAUACAAAUAUACAAAAUUUGCUUGAUAAAAUUUCCCAGUCUGAACAAAAUGAUAUUGAAUUAUCAAUUGCUAGAAAAAUCUUUGAAU